Molecule: messenger RNA, 615 nt
Organism: Aspergillus pseudonomiae
Lineage: Eukaryota; Fungi; Ascomycota; Eurotiomycetes; Eurotiales; Aspergillaceae
Product: thiamine diphosphate-binding protein
Exons: 1
Coding region: 1-615 (204 amino acids)
Molecular function (GO): thiamine pyrophosphate binding; catalytic activity
Source: RefSeq, a predicted model, not a curated record
AUGUGGCUAUCAUCGCUGACUGAAAGACCGGGCCUGUCAAGAGAGAGUACGAUCGAGAGCAUACUGGGGACGCGGAAGUCCAACGAUAUCUCCGUCUCUUCUCUUGGGGGCAACAGCUGCGACCUGUGGAUGCUGUGCAAGAACAAAGGCCAAAGCAUCGCUCGCAAUUUUUGCUGCAUCGGAGCGAUGGGACACACUUACGCUCUCGCCCACGGGGUGUCGAAUGGCUGCCGGGCCAACCGAGUCGUGUGCAUAGGUGGAGAUGGCUCCAUCAUGAUGCAUCUCGGCAACAAUACGAUUCUCUCCCCGUUGCUAGAUCAGACGGUCAUCCAUAUAGUGAUCUAUAACGGGAUGCAUAGUUCGACCGGCAACCAGCCGCUGAUGAUAGGACGAGGAGACCUUCUAGCCCUCGUUGAGGGACUACCAUACGAAAGGAAGUUAAUUGUCAAUACGGCUGACGGAGUUAAAAAGGCGCUUCGGUCCGUUCAUCGAAGCGCUCUAAUCCUUGUCCCCGUCAAUGACGAUACGCGCAAAUCAUUGCCUCGCCCGACUGAGACGCCGACAGAGCAGAAGCAUGCAUUCAUGGGUUCCUUUGGGUCGAAUAGCAAGCUAUAA